Pistacia vera is the source of this 1260-nucleotide messenger RNA. RefSeq names its product calcineurin B-like protein 3. NCBI's taxonomy places the organism in Eukaryota, Viridiplantae, Streptophyta, Magnoliopsida, Sapindales, Anacardiaceae. Gene Ontology annotation, molecular function: kinase binding; calcium ion binding. Bases 166 to 846 code for a protein of 226 amino acids. The record is from RefSeq and is a predicted model, not a curated record. The transcript has 9 exons. Gene Ontology annotation, biological process: calcium-mediated signaling.
UCGAUAAUAACAAUUAACCUUUUAUUAUUAUUAUUAUUUUUUUUUUUAAGUACUGAGACAUGUCUGAGAAUCUUGACUUCUUCUCAUCACCUGCCCUUCUCUUUCCCUUUUCUUCUCUCUGGUUUUUCUAAAAGGUAUGGAGUGUUUUGACUUCUGUAAAAGAUCAUGGUGCAGUGCCUAGACGGAUUAAAGCAUUUGUGUGCUGCUCUUGUAAAUUGUUGUGAUGCCGAUUUAUACAAGCAACCUAGGGGUCUUGAAAAUCCAGAAGCUCUUGCAAGGGAGACAGUGUUUAGUGUAAGUGAAAUUGAGGCUCUGUAUGAAUUGUUUAAGAAGAUCAGCAGUGCAGUGAUUGAUGAUGGGCUGAUCAACAAGGAAGAGUUUCAGUUAGCAUUGUUCAAGACAAACAAAAAGGAGAGCUUAUUUGCUGAUCGGGUAUUUGACUUGUUUGACACUAAGCACAAUGGUAUACUAGAUUUUGAAGAAUUUGCUCGUGCACUUUCUGUCUUUCACCCCAAUGCUCCAAUUGAUGAUAAGAUUGAGUUUUCAUUCCAACUAUAUGAUCUUAAACACCAAGGGUUUAUCGAGAGACAGGAAGUAAAGCAAAUGGUAGUAGCUACACUUACAGAAUCUGGAAUGAAUCUUUCAGAUGAUGUUAUUGAGAGUAUCAUUGACAAGACCUUUGAGGAAGCUGAUACCAAACAUGAUGGGAAGAUUGAUAAGGAAGAGUGGCGUAACCUUGUUUUACGACAUCCAUCUCUUUUGAAGAAUAUGACUCUUCAAUAUCUCAAAGACAUCACCACUACAUUUCCCAGUUUUGUGUUUCACUCACAAGUUGAUGAUACCUGAGAUUCAGACCCAUUAUCAUAUCAAGUUGACUAGUUUUGUGCUGGGAAUGGAGUUGUUUUUCGGUGGAGAAAUCAGAAAUGUGGGUUUUUGUGUGCAGAAGAUCACAGUUAGAGAGAAUGUUAAGACUUUGUGUUUACUUGUGAGUUACUUUGUAUUUGAUUUUGGAUAGAUUUCUUUUAGGUGGUUUAUUUGUCAUUUAUUUGCUUCACUGGACAAGCGGGAAAAUAAUCUGUUGGCAUAUUGCAUUGAUACCUUAUCUUAAGGCACUCCUAAUCACCGUUAACUCCAGUUGCAGCAGAGGUCCAGGUCCUUGUAAAUUCAUUUAUAUUUUGAACAAUUUUUUUGUUUUACAUAUUGGACAAGCAACUGUAUUUUUCUUUGAUUAAAUUCCACUUGAUCACCCCUGAAAUUUAU